UUCAUUUCAACAGCUGUUUGUGUUGUUCGCAUUUCAGGAUUAUUUAUAAAAUGUACAAACUAUAAAUAAACUUUCGUAUCAUACAGUAUACACUUUCACCUCAGUUUUAAGUGAAGUCUGCGGACACAUCAUAGUGUUUUUGUUUAUAAAAUUAAAUACAGUUCAAAAUGCAUUGUGAUCUAGAGAUGUUUAUAUCGGCUAGGACUUUUUUGUUGUUUUAAUUUAUCAAGAGUUGAAAUAGUGACACCGGUUUAUCGGCAUAAUGAAAUAAAUCUCUGCACACUACUUAUUUGUCGUACAACUCAGUCUAGAUAAGAUAGUAACUCAAUAUUUUUAUUUCUAAUCAGAAACGUGUGACAUGUAAAUUUGUUGAAUGCUAGUGUUAAAUGUGCUAAUAAAUUUUUGAUGUAUGUGAAAUAUUUGUAUAAAAAUGCCGGGAAAAAUUAAAGUAAAGGUUUUGGCGGGUAGGAACCUGCCUGUGAUGGACAGAGCUAGUGACACCACCGAUGCUUUUGUUGAGGUAAAGUUUGGAGGAGUGACCCACAAAACAGACGUUUGCAGAAAAUCUUUGAACCCCCAAUGGAACAGCACGGAAUGGUAUAGAUUUGAGGUAGACGAAUCAGAGCUCCAAGAUGAACCGCUACAGUUACGCUUGAUGGACCACGACACGUAUUCCGCGAAUGAUGCAAUUGGUAAAGUUGUUAUCAGUUUAGCGCCUCUGCUUGCGAGGGAGGCUAACAACACCAAUGGUAUCGCGGGACCUCCGGGAGGUGCAGUAAUGUCAGGAUGGAUACCUGUCUUCGACACGAUGCACGGUAUCCGCGGCGAACUGAAUGUCAUCGUUAAAGUUGAACUGUUCUCUGACUUCAACAAAUACAAGACUUCUAGUUGUGGCGUGCAGUUCUUUCAUUGUCCAAUGAUUCCACCUGGAUAUAGAGUGUCGGCUAUCCACGGAUUCGUAGAGGAGCUGAUUGUCAAUGACGAUCCUGAGUACCAAUGGAUAGACAAGAUCCGGACACCUAGGGCGUCUAACGAGGCGAGACAGGUUGCUUUCAUCAAAUUGAGCAAUCAGGUACAACGUCUAGUCGGUCUAAAAGCGGCAGAGUUAGGUGCGAACGCAGUGGUGGGGUACCAACAAGACUUCGAUUUGGAAGGGGAGGCUGGUGUGGUGGCAAGAGCUAUCGGAACGGCUGUCAGUAUAACCCCUCUACCCUUACCAAGUCAACCAAUGUCGGUACAGCUUACACAGCAACAGUUGAAAAAGUACUUGGACAUUUUAGCGACCGAAGACGAUAGUGUCGAUGACCUAAAGGAAUAUUACCAACACCAUCAGGACGAAUUGCAGAUGAUUGUGAACAUAUUGAACCCUAGAACACCAUCCAUGCUAGAUGAACCUGAAAAUAAUGACGAUGACGAUAGAACUUUCGAAAUGAUACGACCUAGCCCACAAAGUUAUUAUGGAAGCCAAUCUAUUUAUCAAGACUUGGCGACCCAAAGGGGUCUGAAACACAUAUCCGAAGAUCAAUCAGAAUUGAACAGAUUGUUAAAUCGACAAGAUUCCGACUCGGAUUCAUCAGGUGCUAUUGGAAAAAUAAAAAAAAUAAAAACUAACUUAUUUUCUAAACGUUUUGUUCGCCGUCGCAAAUCGUCGAAACAGGACGAUCAAGUUUCGAUAAAAUCAAAUUCGUCAGACACUUCACGUAUAUCUGAAAUAAAGAAUGAACUGAAAAAACUAAAGCGUUUGAAUGUCCGUAAAUAUGAUGAGGACGACGAAGGUAUUAACAUGGCGUCGAUUCUAGCUCGAUCAGUGUUACAUGCGCAGACUAGUCUUGCAAGAAUUUCUGAAUCUCAAGAUUCUGAGCAUUCCCCAGGAUCGACUAUACGGCGUAUAAGUGAAUCUGAGUCUGUUAUUACUACAACUAAUCCAGAUCAAAAUCCAGACAAAGAAACUGGUAUUCAGAGUGAAAACAAAAUACCAGAAAUCCAUUGCGCCUCAAUGGAAAAUCUGCCUAAUGUAGACAAUCCUCAACCCGAGAGGAAGAUCUCUGAAUCGUGCCCCACUUCACCAGUAGUUGUGCGAACUGAAAAUCUCUUAAAAUUACCCGGAGACGUGAGCUAUUAUGGUUCAGUUUCAUCGGCAUUAUCAGCUGAGAGUUCAGAUAUGUACUCGACUUCGGAUGAAGAAGAAGACAGCUAUGGUAUGAAAUCUGACACGAUCAGUUCUGUUGUCAAAUCUGUGUUGAGACGUGACGUGGGUUCCGAAUUCAUAGCACAAAUGGAGCGGAAGCUAACAAGUCUUAAUACGUCUUCUUUUGAAAAAGAGGAUUGUAACGUUCCGUCUAACGUGGAUGUACAGCAAGACAAACGAAAUGAGAGUAAUGAUGUUGAGCCCAGCGCCGUAGAUGAUAAGUGUGUAUCAACAAAGUCUCAUAAUCAUCACUUUUUCAAAAUCCCAAAUCCCUUUGCACAUAGAAAGCUUUCUAGUAGCUUUAGUGCUCCGUCAUCGCCAGUUGAAAAGAAAGGCUUUGUGUAUCGCUCCUCAAAGCGGAUAAAGCGACAGCUUUCGAAAAUUUCAAAAAGCAGCAUGAUAAAAAGCUUAUCACAUUAUUCCCUGUUGCCUAGGAAGAAAUACGCAGAUCCGAAACCUCCAUUGAGUCAACCUGGAUCUGGUUCAGAUGUUACUUCCAGAGCCCCUAGUGAUACCGUGCUAGGAACUCAUUUCCUUUCAUACAACGACCUGCUUAAUCUCGAUAAAGAUGCCUUAAAUUGUAAUCGGCUUUGUAAAAGCGAUGAAUUCGGGACAUCCAAUGUAUCUAUGUACAUAGGUUCUGAACCUGUUUCCAGGGCGUCAUUGAGUGGUCCAUCGAGUAUUUACAGCAAAGAUGAACAUCAUUUUCGUGAACAAAGAUCGUUCAAGAAAGAGAAGCCAGCGAUAAAACCUGCGGGCUUAGUUCACACAGCUAUGGAAACAAUUUUAAUCGAUAAAGUACAAUCUCUGCUCAUACCAACAAGUCCAGAUUUCCAGUCGGCUGAAAAAAAGUUCUUCGACGACGUAAACGAAAGGUUGGAAUCCGUAGAAGCCGAAAACAAAGCGAAAGAUACGGCUAACAACAAUGCGAAAUACAAAAAGGAGAGGAAGUUAAUCAGACAAGACAGUAUCCAUUCGAAGGCAGAAUCGAUCGGGUCGCUCAAAAUGUCCAAGGAAAACACCUCUAACGUCGCCACCCCAUGCAAGUUAACCCACACGCCAGUCUUACAAAACUUCCAUCCCAUUCUUAGCGGCGCACACUUAGAGACCAUACCGUCUCUGCCCGAGAGCGGCGUAGAUAGAUCGGAGAGUUUAGACGUAGAGGGCGUAGAGUCAGAGUGCGAUACUAACAGUGCUAGCGUGUGUGGUAACUCGCAUGCAGCGUGCGAUCUUGACAGGGAUAAAUGUGAGAGGGAGAAGGGCGAUAGGGAGAAAUGCGAGAGGGACAAGGACAGGGGGUCGCCGCGGCACGCGCGCCACGAGUCGUACGGCGGCCGCGAGCCUGCGCCCCCGCCCGCGCCCUCGCUGCACUCCACCUCCACGCCCCUGGGCAUCCACCGCCGCUCCUCCGACUCCGACCUUAGCAUCACGCCUAAAGGUGGUUCCCUAAAUGCCUCUCUGGGCAACACGGGCAGCGGUGGCGGCGCGAUCCUGCGCCCGUCUAUGAACAGCAACAAUUUGGACAUGCUGGAGUACCCGUUCCUCACCAUGACCGAAUAUCCACCUGGCUUCAUUGUGCACAUUGGCGGCACGGUGUGCGCCCGCUCGGUGAAGCUGGUGGACGGCGGCGGCGGCGGCGAGAGCGGCUCGCGCGCCGCCUGGUGGGCCGAGCUGCGCACGGAGCUGCGCGCGCACGCCCGCGCGCUGCGCUGCCCCGCCGUGCUGGCCUACUGCGAGCGCGCCGCCGUGCGGGAGGAUGUAUGCGUUCUCUCAGCUUCCGGAACAGCGGCUGUGAUCAAUCUAGACUGCGAUUUCAACACGGACGAACCUUAUGUGUCAUUAGUGAACGGAUCCAAAAACACUAUAGAAGAGAGUGAGAAUGAGAGCUGCAGCAUCGCGCACGUUCCCUACUCGCCGGGAUCCGGCCCCUACAGAGCUGAAUUGGCUACGUGCGGGGAGUGUCGGCGAGCUCGAGUACCCACAGUGCUAUUGGCGACUUGCUCAAAACCGAACCGACUGACUUCAUACGGGAAGGCCGUUACGUUGACUGCUGUGGCGGGACGGAUACGCAGGGCGCCGCCGGCCGCCGAGCCGGGCGCGAGGGACAUCUCCGACCAGCUGCCCUUCCUGGAGUACGAGCUGCAUAAGUUACUACUCGCUAAGUUGAGGAUGCAGGGCGCGAAUGCGAUAUUCUCGCUGCAGACGCAGAUCGCGAUCGGCGAGCGCUGCGUGAUGGCGCUGGCCGCGGGCACGGCCGUGCGCCUCGCCGCGCUGCCGCCGCCAGCGCCGCCUAGGAUCAAGGCAACAGAAAAUGAUAAGGAUGCUCUGGAGAUACAAAAGGCCCUGUGGGACGCUUUCACAGCCAAUAAGGCAGCCAACGGUUACGAUAUAGGUACUGUAUGCGAACCGACACGUACAAAUGAUAUAGAAGGUGAGGAACCGCCCGCACUCGACCUGUGCGCUGACAAGGACGCUUGCUUGCUGGAAUUGGAUGAAGCUGAGGACGUGGAAACGGCGAAACUGCUGGCGAGUCGACGCAACAACAUGCAAGUGUAUACGAACGCGCUAAAGCCCUCCACCUCGCCGCACGCGCAACCCUAUGCGUUCAUGCAGGUGUGGCGCACGCGGCUGGGGGCGGUGGGGCCGAGCGCGGAGCGGCUCGUGGCGUCGGCGCUGAGCGGCGCCGCCUACAAGCUGCGGCGCCUGCAGCCCGCCGCGCUGGCGCCGCCCGCCUUCCAGCUGGACUUGCCCGAGGACGAAAUCCAGCUGGUAGUGUCCGGUACAGCACUCCCUCUCCAGGACCCAACUAAGGUGGAGCACACUAAUGGAACUGAGAAGGAACUGCAGCAUGAGGACGACAUCUUCGCGCUGGAUGAAGACCAGCUCGUGAAGAGCCAAACGGAGUCCAAUGAUGAGAGGGCUACUGGACCGGUGGGGCGCGUGUCGCUGAGCACGCUGGCGCAGGUGAGCGGCAGCCGGUGCGCGCGGCGCGUGUGCGCGCUGCGGCUGCUCUUCGUGCGCGAGACCACCGGCGUGCGCGAGCUCGGCGGCCUCAGCGGCUUCCUGCACACGUUCACGUGCGAGGUGUUGGCUAUAGUGCGCGCGUACACAGCCGCUUUGGGCGGGAACGCGCUCACCUCGUUCUACGUCACGCACCUCAUGCUGCAGGACAAUGCGCACAAGAAUCAGGGCCAAUGUCUCCUCUCCGUGGGCGGUGAUGUGGUUCAUAUAACUUAUUGACAUGACAUAUCUUAGUUAUUAGCUAUAAAUGUAUUCAGAAUCGUUCUUAUCUAUUUAUUAAUAAGUAAAUUGAAUAUUAAGAGAACCUUUAAAACACACUCGUUGUAAAAAUGUACAAUUAGAGAAAAUUUAUCUUGACAUUUCUGAAAUUGCGAUAAUAUUGUAAAAUAAAUAACACACUUUUCAAGUUGGUAUUAAGUUUUCUCUUUUAAUGAAAUACUUCUUUAAAAUAAUGAAUAUACCUCGCAAUGUUGUAAUAAUUGGAAAAAUCCUAAGCAAUAAUAUAAAUAGCCUCAUUUUAUAUUAACCUAAAGUGUUUGGAUUGUUAAUUUCAUCACAACAGGUUUAGACGUUUUUAAUAUAACGGUCUUCAGGUUAAAGCUUGCCACGUUUUGAUAUAUAAUAUUAUUAUAGUUUUAAUUUUAUAAAAUAUAUGCGUACUUUUUAAUUCAAAUCCCACCCUUAGAACCCAAACUCGUAAGAAUAUUAA
This is a messenger RNA of Zerene cesonia (dogface butterfly), 5918 nucleotides long. RefSeq names its product C2 domain-containing protein 5. Gene Ontology annotation, biological process: positive regulation of protein targeting to membrane; intracellular protein transmembrane transport; positive regulation of vesicle fusion. Bases 431 to 5428 code for a protein of 1665 amino acids. The transcript has 22 exons. Gene Ontology annotation, molecular function: calcium ion binding; calcium-dependent phospholipid binding. Gene Ontology annotation, cellular component: plasma membrane. The record is from RefSeq and is a predicted model, not a curated record. NCBI's taxonomy places the organism in Eukaryota, Metazoa, Arthropoda, Insecta, Lepidoptera, Pieridae.